Molecule: messenger RNA, 2677 nt
Organism: Fundulus heteroclitus (mummichog)
Lineage: Eukaryota; Metazoa; Chordata; Actinopteri; Cyprinodontiformes; Fundulidae
Gene: znf408
Product: zinc finger protein 408
Exons: 9
Coding region: 115-2403 (762 amino acids)
Cellular component (GO): nucleus
Source: RefSeq, a predicted model, not a curated record
UGUGUUUUUCUUUGCUGGAUAACAGUAGCUUUCCCAGAGUUAUUUAAGACAGGCAAAUGUUGUUUUUGUAAACACGUCACAAUCAAUUCAAGACACCGAACACAUCUAGUGUGAAUGGCCCGUCUUCUGCCUCCCGUCCCGCCUGAUAUCACCUCCUUCCUCUCCUCUGUGCUUCCCCGCGGCUUUGCUUUGGGCCCUUCGCUGCUCUGUGAAGGCAGCGUGGGGCUUUGGUGGGUGGGUCGACGGCUGGAGGCCGGGGCUCUGCUGGGGGGGGAGGGCGACACGCAGCGGGUUGCCAAGAGGCUUUCAGAGCCGGGAAUCCAACGGCGAGGCAACAAACCCACUGAAAACGACCAAUCAGGAAGAGUUUGUUGCAGCAGCUCCAAGGAUGAGGAGGCACUAAUGGGGAGAUCAACUACUCAAGAAGCUUCCGUACAAAAACCAAUAUGGUUCAACUUUGCCUGCCAGGCGCGCUGCAGAGCCCAGCGAAAUGUGGCGGCGGUGUGUGACGCCACGUGUGUGGAUGUGUAUCUGCGUGCGUGUCACGACAUCCAUCCGGGAACAGAGCUGCUGGUGUACGACGACGACGACGCUACGGGGAAAGGUCAGACAUCAGAUCACUCAGGUAAGAAUGUGAAUCAGUCAAACGAGCCACAGACAGACGUUACCGAACCGGAGAAGGAAACUGCGCAGCGUGAGGAAGAACAUGUCACCACACUGGGUCAGCCACGCACACCGAGGAGGAAGAGGAGACCGAAAACCAUCCGAUGUGACCCAGAGCAGGAAAGAUUAUCAGACACAGCCGAACCACAGCUUCCCACCCCUCCUCCCGUUCGCUCCAGCUCCCGUCUGGCUGCUAAACCCAGGCGGGUCCACGGUGUGUCCGACAGAGCCAGCCACGCCCCAACGCGAUCCGACUCCUCUCAGAAGACCGAGGGAAAGAGGAGGGAUCCGGCCGAGGCUCCCGCUGUUUCCUGCACCUCAUCGCCUCCUGAAAGCGAAUCCAUCGCUGCAGCCGCCCCUGCCCAGCGGGCCCCAGAGUGGCAGCCAGAGGUCCGGGAGCGGCGGUACAGAUGCUCCAGCUGUGGUAAAAGGUUCUACCAGCUCGGUCACUUGAGGAAACAUCAGUUCUGCCACACGGAGGAGAAACCGUUCAGCUGUCGCGACUGUGGGAAGAGCUACACCUCAUCCGAAAGUUUCAGAGCCCACCAGAUGAGUCACCGAGGCGAGCGCCCGUUCUCCUGUCCUCACUGCGAGAAGACCUACGGCCUGAAGCGGGACCUGAAGGAGCACCUGGUCCUGCACACCGGAGAGAAACCCUACACCUGCGAGCACUGUGGCAAAUCCUUCGCACGCCGGCCCUCCCUGCGCGUCCACCGACUGCUUCACUGCAGCCGCGUGGUCUACACGCAAUCACCCAAGGUGCAGUGCACCGUGUGCUCGAAACAGCUGGCCAACCCCAAUUCUCUGAGGAACCACAUGAAGCUGCACACGGGGGAAAAGCCUCACAUCUGUCAGCACUGCGGGAAGCGCUUCAGUCAGAAAGGGAACCUGGAGAGCCAUCUGAGAGUCCACAGCGGGGAGAGACCCUUUCCCUGCCCCGAGUGCCUCCAGACCUUCACUCAGAAGUCGGAUCUGCAGCGGCACAUGUUCUCCCACACCGAAGGAGGGUUCCUUUGUAGCUACUGUGGGAGAUCGCUGAGGGACCCCCACAGUCUGAGAUACCACGAGAGGCUGCACACCGGAGAGAGACCCCAUCGCUGCUCAAUCUGUGGAAAAGGCUACACGAUGGCCACCAAACUGAGGAGACACAUGCGGUCGUCCCACCUGAAGGAGAAGCCGUACAGCUGCUCCUGCGGCGCCGCGUACACCUUGAAGCAGAGUCUGCUGAGGCACCAGGCUCAGCACGGGGCAGACGGGGGAGCUCAGACUCAGGCGGAGAGGAAGGAAGCGAAGGGCAGCCACAACGACGCCGCCCAGGAACCGGUAUCUCCAGGCUGCGGCCACCUGAGACCGAUCCGGGGCCGACCGAAGAAGACUCUGCAUCCUCCAGAGACGGGAGCGAAGGAUGCAGAAGCUGCAGGGAAACGAGCAAAGCAAGAGGGAAAGGAUGAGGAUUUUAAAACUGUCCGAGCAUCAGCGGCAGACGACGUCCGACACGCCGUCGUUUAUGUCCACACAGACGACCUCCAUGCUGCGGCCUCCGGGCCUCUGCUCCUCUCCACAGACGCAUCCCUGCCUGCAGGCGCCGAGCCGGAGCUGGUGGAGCUGAUGAUAUCUGACGGCGCGGAGCAGUGCAUCGUGGUCCAGGGGCAGCAGGCGGUGGGAGAGCUGCUGUUCCUGCAGGAGGAAGCGGACGGACUCUGCAGCGUGGCUCAGACCGUAGAGAUAAACACAGCGUAACCCGGCUCAGAUGAUUGAUUAAUGAGACCCGCCCUCCUUCAGCCUACCUCAUCUGCAUUUAACCCAGUCUAUCAGGGAAAAAUUGUCUUUGGGUAACCUUCGUACAACAGAUGGGAAUGAAUUAAAGAUGAUUAACUGUUGAUUAUACAGAAAACUACUAAUAAUUAGUGAAGGGCCAGUCGUACCCACAGUUUUAUUAAAUUUAUGCUUCUCUAAUUUGUUGUCAAGGGCUUAAAAAUGGAUGAAUAAAGUGGUUAAAAGUGCUUCAAAAUGA